AGACAGCCAAAAGCCCAGCAGCAGCAGGGACCGGCUUCCCAGGAGCUCACAGCCUUGAAGACAGAGAGUGCCAAUGCCACCGUGUUGCUUGAGGGUGUGAAGGAGAAGGCAGUGCUGGGAGAGGAGCAGAGAGAAAGCACGGGACUCCUCCAAGGCCAGCAGGAGGAGGAGGAGAAGCGGCUGCAGGAUGCUGGCUGGGCAGGGACUGCGAGAAUCACCCAGGAUGCCAACAUCCAGACACAUGAGGUUUGUCAUCUCCUUGCUUCCCAGGUGGAAAAGGGAAAAGACCUGGAGCUGGAGGAGCAGUUGGAUGCCCUGAGGAGGGAGCACACGCAGACCCUGCAAGGUGUGGAGAAAUCCCGGACACGUCCCAUCCUGCUUCUUCCCCGGCUGCCCUAGGAGAUGAUCCAGGAGCUGAAUUCCCAGGUGAAGUUCUUCCAGGAGAGGAUGAAGUGGGUGGAGGAGUGUCUCAUCAGCACAGACUACAAGAAGCUCAUCGAGGAGCAUGGGAGACCCACCCCGUUCUGGGAGCAGGAGCUGGAGAGCCUGCACUUUGUCAUCGAGGUGAAGAACGAGCACAUCCAUGCCCUGGACAAGAACACGGCUUUGAACCUGGAGACUGUGGUGGAGAGGAACCUUCUGCUGGAGGAGAAGGUGAAGACCCUCCAGCAGCAGAACGAGGACCUGCAGGUUCGCACCCAGAACCACUUGGUCAUGGCGAGGCAACUGUCAGAGGAGCUGCUGGCCGCGCGCAGGGCACUGCAGAAGGAGGCGCAGCUGCGGGAGCAGACUCAGCACAAGAAGGAAGAGCUGCUCUACCACAUGCUCGGCGGGGGGGACGGCUCCCCCUUCCCCAGCACCGCUGGCAAGGUGCCCCUCAUCGCCAUGUAG
Pterocles gutturalis (yellow-throated sandgrouse) is the source of this 891-nucleotide messenger RNA. It is a transcript of the gene CCDC69, whose product is annotated as coiled-coil domain containing 69. Gene Ontology annotation, molecular function: microtubule binding. Gene Ontology annotation, cellular component: nucleus; cytoplasm. NCBI's taxonomy places the organism in Eukaryota, Metazoa, Chordata, Aves, Pterocliformes, Pteroclidae. The record is from RefSeq and is a predicted model, not a curated record.